This is a messenger RNA of Hibiscus syriacus, 1968 nucleotides long. RefSeq names its product probable disease resistance protein At1g12290. The record is from RefSeq and is a predicted model, not a curated record. Lineage: Eukaryota; Viridiplantae; Streptophyta; Magnoliopsida; Malvales; Malvaceae. The transcript is spliced from 2 exons. Gene Ontology annotation, molecular function: ATP hydrolysis activity; ADP binding. Bases 204 to 1679 code for a protein of 491 amino acids.
AGUAAUCAUGUUGAUGCAAGUGUAGAAGAAAUAUCACUUUCCAAUUUCAUUGCUCUCUGUUUGCAAUUUCACUUUGUUUUGUUUGUUGGGAUAACAAGAAAUCAAUCUUAACUAAAGGAGGAGCGAGUGUUCUUAUCCUGAGGGUUUGCUUCGCAGUUGUUCUAUAGUUUGUUCUGCUUCUUAGCAAAUUUUCAAGGGAAAAAAUGGAUUGUCUUUUUGCCUUUGUGGGAUCUCUUGCUGGCAAAGCUGUUGAGUACGCUGUCGAGCCCACUGCACGACAACUUAGUUACUUAGUCAAGCCCAGGAGCAAGUUUCAGAACCUCCGGGGAAAAGUUAAAGACCUAAAGGAGGCAAGACAAAGGAUGCAACAAUCUGUUGAAGAGGCUAACAGGAAGGGGGAGGUGAUUUUUGACGACGUUCAAAGUUGGUUGGAAGCGGUGAAUGAGAAGAUCUCCAAGCUGGAUUCAACGCAGACAGAGGCCAAUGAGAAGAUCUCCAAGCUGGAAGCAACGCAGACAAAGGCCAAUGAGAAGAUCUCCGAGGAUGCUGCAACACAAUUGCAAAAGGAUGAAGAGAAUGCAACCAAGUGUUUCGUGGGCUUUUGCCCUAAUUUCAAGUCUCGUUAUCAACUUAGCAGGAAAGCGGACAAGGAGGCCAGCGACAUAACUCAACUCCUGGCUAAAAAGGAAGCAUUUAAGGAGGUUUCCUACCGUCCUGCAAUUGAAGCGAUAGACACUAUCAGACCUGACGAAUUGUACGAGGCCUUCGAAUCAAGAAGCGGUGCUUUCGAUGAGGUCAUGACUGCAUUGGAAGAUGAUAGAGUCAGCAUAAUCGGAGUGUACGGUAUGGGGGGUGUGGGUAAAACCACACUCGUCAAAGAGGUCGCCGGACGAGCCAAGGUGAAACUGUCGUUCGAUGAGGUGGUGUUGGUUACAAUAAAACAAGAACCAAACGAGAUGAAUAUCCAGAAGGAGAUUGCUGAGAAGCUAGGCAUGACAAUCAGCGAGAAAAACAUAGAUAAGAGAGCCGCUCGACUUCGUGCAAGACUAGAGAAGGUGAACAGGGUUCUUGUUAUUUUGGACGAUAUUUGGGACUUCCUGGAUAUCAGGGAACUCGGAAUUCCUUCAGCAGUCCAACACAAGGGAUGCAAGAUCUUAAUAACUUCAAGGAAGCUAGUUGUAUUGAAGUUGAUGGGUUCUCAAAAAAGCCUUCCAAUUGAUGUGCUGAAAGAAGACGAAGCAUGGAAUCUGUUUAUGAACGUGGCUGCUCCUAUUGCUGAAAGAUCUGAUGUGCAAUCUACAGCAAUGAAAGUCGCCCAAAAAUGUGCAGGAUUGCCGCUCGCUAUUACAACAGUUGCAAAGGCUUUGAAACAUAAGGAGAAUUUGUAUGAAUGGGAGGAUGCUCUGGAGCGGCUAAAACCCUCUGAAAUAAACUACAGGGGGAUAUCUGGUGCUGUGUAUUCAGCUCUAGAGAUGAGCUAUACAUACUUGGAAUCGGAAGAACAUAAAUACACAUUCUUGCUCUGCAGUAUAAUGGGCCAUGAUGCUGUCAUCGAAGACUUGCUGAAAUAUUGUAGAGGCUUAAGCAAUGAUUCAAGCAACAAAAAAAAAUAUAUUGUAGCGGCUUGCGUUUAUUUCAUGGCCUUGACACGAUGGAAAAAGUGCGGAACAGAGUGUUGACACUGGUUAGCGAGCUCAAAACUCUUCUCUUUACUUGCAGGUUCCACCCCUGAACGCUUUGACAUGCAUGAUGUUGUUCGCGAUGUUGCCAUUUCAAUUGCUUCUAGGGACCUUCGUUGGCUUGCUUUAGGAGAGGAAGAUGCAUUUGAAGAGUGGGAGGAUACAAUGAGAAACUCUCAUCUUGUUAGCUUAAAAUAUGCUAAGGUUAGUCAGCUCCCGGAUGAGUUGGAAUGUCCAAACCUUACAUUUUUCUCCAUGCAUGGCUCUGUGGAAGUUCCCGAUAACUUUU